This is a messenger RNA of Arvicanthis niloticus (Nile rat), 4716 nucleotides long. RefSeq names its product cyclin dependent kinase like 5 (gene Cdkl5). NCBI's taxonomy places the organism in Eukaryota, Metazoa, Chordata, Mammalia, Rodentia, Muridae. The record is from RefSeq and is a predicted model, not a curated record. Gene Ontology annotation, molecular function: ATP binding; protein kinase activity. Gene Ontology annotation, biological process: regulation of dendrite development; positive regulation of axon extension; protein phosphorylation. Gene Ontology annotation, cellular component: dendrite cytoplasm; nucleus.
UAAAGCGGUGACGGCGGCCGCGAGAGUGGAGGCUUCCCCGACAGAGGUGGGGGACUCGGCAGGGGGCUCAUUUACUACUUCACAGUUGAACAAAUGUAUGAAAGUUCCUUGCCAACCAUUGAGAAUUUCUUCGUUGGGACAUUUUUUUUCUGCUUACUGAAUAAGUUGUUUAGAAGUUCCUUUUUUGGUGCCAUGUUCUGUGGCUCGCAUCAAAAGAGGAGUUUGUCUUCAUGAAGAUUCCUAACAUUGGUAAUGUGAUGAAUAAAUUUGAGAUCCUUGGGGUUGUUGGUGAAGGAGCCUAUGGAGUUGUACUUAAAUGCAGACACAAGGAAACACAUGAAAUUGUGGCAAUCAAGAAAUUCAAGGACAGUGAAGAAAAUGAGGAAGUCAAGGAGACGACUUUACGAGAGCUUAAAAUGCUUCGCACACUCAAGCAGGAAAACAUUGUGGAGCUGAAGGAAGCUUUUCGUCGGAGAGGGAAAUUAUACCUGGUGUUUGAAUAUGUUGAGAAGAAUAUGCUUGAAUUGCUGGAAGAAAUGCCAAAUGGAGUUCCACCUGAAAAAGUUAAAAGCUAUAUCUACCAACUAAUCAAAGCUAUCCACUGGUGCCACAAGAAUGACAUUGUCCACAGAGAUAUAAAGCCUGAAAAUCUCUUAAUCAGCCACAAUGAUGUCCUGAAACUAUGUGACUUUGGUUUUGCUCGGAAUCUCUCAGAGGGUAAUAAUGCAAAUUACACAGAGUAUGUGGCUACAAGGUGGUACCGAUCCCCAGAACUGCUACUCGGAGCCCCCUAUGGAAAGUCAGUGGAUAUGUGGUCAGUGGGCUGUAUUCUUGGAGAGCUUAGUGAUGGACAGCCCUUAUUUCCUGGAGAAAGUGAAAUUGACCAACUCUUUACUAUUCAGAAGGUGCUAGGACCACUACCAUCUGAGCAGAUGAAGCUCUUCUAUAGUAAUCCUCGUUUCCAUGGGCUCCGGUUUCCAGCUGUUAACCACCCUCAGUCAUUAGAGAGAAGAUACCUUGGAAUUUUAAAUAGUGUUUUACUUGACCUAAUGAAGAAUUUACUGAAGUUGGACCCAGCUGACAGAUACUUGACAGAGCAGUGCUUGAACCAUCCUACAUUUCAAACCCAGAGACUUUUGGACCGGUCUCCUUCAAGGUCAACAAAGAGGAAACCUUACCAUGUGGAAAGCAGCACACUGUCUAAUCGAAACCAAUCCACCAAGGGUGCUGCUUUACAGACUCACCACAGAUCCAACAGCAAGGACAUUCAGAACUUAAGUGUGGGUCUGCCCAGGGCUGAGGAAGGUCUGCCUGCAAAUGAAAGCUUCCUAAAUGGAAACCUUGCUGGAGCGACUCUCAGUCCAAUGCACAGCAAAACCUACCAAGCGAGCACCCAGCCUGGGUCUUCCAGCAAAGAUCUCACAAACAACAACAUACCACACCUUCUCAGUCCAAAAGAAGCCAAGUCCAAAACAGAGUUUGACUUCAGUAUUGACCCAAAGCCGUCAGAAGGUCCUGGCACAAAGUACCUCAAGUCCAGCACCAGAUCUCAGCAGAACAGGCACUCGUUCAUGGAAAGCUCCCAGAGCAAAGCUGGGACACUGCAGCCUAGUGAGAAGCAGAGUCGGCACAGCUAUAUUGACACCAUCCCCCAGUCCUCCAGGAGUCCAUCCUACAGGACAAAGGCCAAAAGCCACGGGGCGUUGAGUGACUCCAAGUCUGUGAGCAACCUUUCAGAAGCCAGAGCCCAGAUCACAGAGACUAAUACCAGUAGAUACUUCCCAUCCAGUUGUUUGGACUUGAACUCUCCCACCAGCCCAACCCCCACCAGGCACACUGAUACGAGAACUUUGCUCAGCCCUUCCGGUAGAAAUAAUCGAAAUGAGGGUACUCUGGACUCACGGCGAACCACCACCAGACACUCAAAAACCAUGGAGGAGUUGAAGCUGCCCGAGCACAUGGAUAGCAGCCAUUCGCAUUCGCUGUCUGCACCUCAUGAGUCAUUUUCUUAUGGGCUAGGCUACACCAGCCCCUUCUCCUCUCAACAGCGUCCUCACAGGCAUUCCAUGUAUGUGACCCGGGACAAAGUGAGAGCUAAAGGCCUUGACGGAAGCUUGAGCAUAGGACAAGGGAUGGCAGCCAGAGCCAACAGCUUGCAGCUCUUAUCACCCCAGCCUGGAGAACAACUCCCUCCAGAGAUGACUGUGGCAAGGCCUUCUGUUAAAGAAUCCUCCCGAGAAGGCACCUCUUCAUUCCACACCCGUCAGAAGUCUGAGGGUGGAGUAUACCAUGACCCACACUCUGAUGAUGGCACAGCUCCCAAAGAAAAUCGGCAUCUGUACAAUGAUCCUGUCCCAAGGAGAGUUGGUAGCUUUUAUAGAGUGCCAUCUCCACGACCAGACAAUUCUUUCCAUGAAAAUAACGUGUCCACUAGAGUUUCUUCUCUGCCAUCUGAUAGCAGUUCUGGCACGAAUCAUUCAAAAAGACAACCAGGAUUUGAUCCAUGGAAAAGUCCUGAAAACAUUAGUCAUUCCGAUCAACUCAAAGAAAAGGAGAAGCAAGGUUUUUUCAGGUCAAUGAAAAAGAAAAAGAAGAAAACUCAAACAGUGCCCAACACUGAUGGUCCAGAUCUAUUGACCUUACAGAAAGCCAUUCAUUCUUCUAGCACUGCAAGCAGCAGACCAAAGGAGUGGCGACCUGAGAAGCUCUCAGAUCUACAGACCCAGAGCCAGCCACUAAAAUCCCUUCGAAAACUGUUGCAUCUGUCUUCAUCAACUAAUCACCCGGCUUCUUCAGAUCCUCGGUUCCAGCCCUUAACAGCUCAACAAGCCAAAAAUUCCUUCUCAGAAAUUCGGAUUCAUCCUCUGAGUCAGGCCUCUGGUGGGAGCAGCAACAUCCGGCAGGAGCCUACACCAAAAGGCAGACCAGCCCUUCAGCUGCCAGGUCAGAUGGAUCCUGGUUGGCACGUGUCCUCUGUGACCAGGAGUGCCACAGAGGGGCCUUCCUAUUCUGAACAGCUGGGUGCCAAGAGUGGGCCAAACGGGCACCCUUAUAACAGAACAAAUCGCUCACGAAUGCCAAAUCUGAAUGAUUUAAAAGAGACAGCCUUGUAAUUUAUGCUGGGAUAGAGGGUGUGUAUGUGGGGGGAGGGGAAACAAGCCAGUUGGGAGGGGAGGGUUCAGGGUGGGCUGGGAAAUGGGUUGGGCCAGGGUAAUAAGCCAGUAUUUUCAGCUUUAUGAAGGUGUGUGCAAUAUUGUGUGUGAGGGGGGCCAUCUGGCUUCUCACAGCCACAAAUGCUAGUCAGGGAUCUUAGAGCCACGGGAGUUCCUUAGGGACCACCACUCCCCACAGGUCUUGUGUGAGAAUGGAUAGAGUGUGCCAUUGAGGUAGAAGAAAUUCUUGCCAGUUUCUCCCCAUUACAUUCCAGCUUUAGUGCAAUCUCUGUUGAACUUGGGGAAGCCAGGGUGUGUCCUGGAUGCGAGGGAUAGAAAAGUUCAUGUUGACCGAUGCCCUUACCACAUGUUUUUUUCUGACUAGACUAAAUGUGGGGUUUAUUGUAAUCUAGGAGUAUCCCUUUGGAGGGUUAGCAGAUGAACUGUAUGUCUUAAAUUGUUUUCUAAGCUUCCAUAUUUGAUAGGAUUUGUAACAUUUAUUUAUAAUUAAUAUUGUACUGUUAUAAUCAUACCUUUUAUGUUAUAAUGUAAAGUUAUUUUGAGCUGUUUGGAACAUUGUGAAGCAGUGGGACAGCUACAGUAGUUUCUAUAAAAACUAAACAGUAACAUUUAUAUAUUGCAUCAGGAGUAUUUUAUUCUAUAUAAAUAUAAAUAUAUAUAUGGUAAAUAACUGUCUGUUUUAUAAAUACAUUCAUUUAAAGAAAGUAUCGUUAUGACACUAUCUGCCAUAUUUUUAUACAUUUGUGAUAUGAAGUGAGUAUUAUACUUAUAAUAAAGGGAGUUGAAUUGUGGCUACAUGUGAUUGUAACAGUAUAAACUUUGCUCAACUUUUUGGCCCCAGCAGUAGCCUCUAGACAUGAUCCUUGGUAGCAGACAAAUAUAGCAUCUCUUUCCAGGCCCACAGGAGAAGAAGGUUGGAUAAGCCAGUAAGGAGCCCAACAGGCUUCAUUUCUGUUCUCAGACACUUGGCUCUCAUUUGUGUCCAGGGACAUUAACUGGCACACGAGAGAAGGACAGACAAAAGUGGUGUGCAUGGGUCUUUACAGAGAAUGUGCUCUUCCACUUAGCAUUAGUGUUAGAGUGUAGACCAAAGAUUUGCCAGUGAACAUUCCUUGUGGUGAGGUUGUAAGAGGCACCUGUCUGCGGAUCUUGCAAACCAGCUCUAUGCUCCUGAAUGCUGUCCGCCCUCCUAGAGACUGUCUUCUAGGUGGGAUCUGAGCUCUGUGUAUGGCAUUUCUUCUUCUUAACUGCUUUGUUAUUGUUGUUGUUGUUGCUCUUCUAAUAUAUUUAUAAGGCUCCUGAAGCAAUUCCAGAUGUAGAGAAAAUUGCUAUGUCCUUUUUUCCUUCCUGGGACUGUCCAUUUAUAACAAGGUCAUCAUGUACACCUGUAUAUACAUACACUCCAUCCAUCAGAACAGGACUACAUCCUUCUCUCAUUCGAUCACUCUCAACUCCCAAGUUACUAUCAAGUAUCAUCAAGUAUUAUAAGGCCUCUGGCCAGCAAGCAUUAUACCCACCUGUCUCUGGACCAUCUUUGACAAAA